Ruditapes philippinarum (Manila clam) is the source of this 5268-nucleotide messenger RNA. RefSeq lists its product as uncharacterized. Gene Ontology annotation, molecular function: nucleic acid binding. The record is from RefSeq and is a predicted model, not a curated record. Gene Ontology annotation, biological process: DNA integration. NCBI's taxonomy places the organism in Eukaryota, Metazoa, Mollusca, Bivalvia, Venerida, Veneridae. The transcript has a single exon. Bases 1 to 5268 code for a protein of 1755 amino acids.
AUGAAUCUUCAUAAACUACAAGCAGUAAGAGAGGGCCACAGAGCUACUAUAGCAGAACAUUUGCAGGAAAUCGAAGAUGCAUUCAGAGAAAAUAAUAUAGAAGAUGUUCAACUUCUCAUAAAAACAAUCGAAAACAUUAUGCUUUCUUUAGCGAGUACUGAUGCAGACAUUUUAAACAAGAUUGAUACAGAAAAUACAGCAGAAGAGGUGAAGGAAACCGCUAUGUACAACAUUCGUGUAAAACGUCAACUACAGAAAUAUAACAAAUUCCAUGUUUUAUCAGAUUCCACAAUAGAAGUAGACAGAGACAAUAUCAAUCACUCGUCACGAACAGAACCAUCAUCCAGCAAUCACGGCGAGCAGAUGGACUACAUUAGAGACAGAACCAGCAUACCGCUGUCUAAUUCAUUUCAUCACAAGUUGCCAACAAUUUCUAUGCCGACAUUUAGUGGUGAUCUCUUGACGUAUCAGACAUUUUGGGACUCAUUUGAAUCAUCAGUGCACAACAAUCCCAGUUUAACAGACGUGCAGAAAUUCAGUUACCUGAAGUCAUUGCUAGAGGGAGAUGCUGCAAGAACUAUUGAUGGGUUCGCGUUAACGAAUGCAAACUACAGUCAGGCAUUGUGUUUAUUAAAAGAGCGCUACGGACAGAAACAAAAAAUCACCUCCGCAUAUAUGCAGACAUUAUUGAAGUUACCAACACCAGCAGACGAUAUUCGAGAAUUACGUCAAUUUUACGAUAUGCUUGAGACAAACAUCCGGGGUUUAGAAUCAUUAGGUGAACUACAAGAUACAUAUGGCAAUCUAUUAAUCCCAAUAAUCCUUGAAAGACUACCACCGGAAACCAGACGUCAUUUAGCUAGGGAACAUGGUACCGGAAGUUGGACGCUUCCAGACUUACGCAAAUCACUAAACAGAGAGAUUGAAAUUAUGGAAGCGGGAGAGUCACAGAACAUUAAACAGGAAAGAUUUAUACCAACAGCAUCAUUUUAUACCGCCGCACGAAAUAGAGACAACCGGAAGUCAUUAUACCGGACUGAGCAUUCAAAGAAAAAGUGCGUUUACUGUGAUGAAAUACAUAUGGGAGACUGUAAGAAAGUAAGUGAUGUGAAAUCGCGCAUUCAAAUCAUAAAGUUAAAACAUUUGUGUUUUAACUGCCUGAGUAAAGGUCACCAAGUGUCUGGAUGUCCGUCCAAGUCGCGUUGUCGCCAGUGUCAUGGUAAACAUCAUACUAGUACAUGCAGCCAUUCCCAAUCGACAUUUCCCCAGAACUACACAAAUAAGCCCGUCAUAGGAAAUCAUGAAACACAACAGUCUGAGGUAACCGGAAGUUAUAGAAACUGGAGUACUAAUAUUGAAGCCGGUGAUACAACUAUAUUAUUUUCAAAAACCCACCACUCAGAUGUUUUAUUAAAAACUGCGACAGCCCCUGUUUGUGCUAAUGGACGAUAUGCAGAAGCAAAUGUUCUUAUGGACGAAGGAGCCCAAAGAUCAUUUAUCAACCAAAAGUUAGCCGAUAAACUUCAAUUGAAUAUUGAUGGAACAGAUAUUAUACAUUUAUCAGCGUUCGGCGACCCAGCGCACAGCGUUCAACAUCUCAAUACGGCAACUAUAAAUUUAGUAGCAGACGACGGAAUGUUAAUCCCAAUCCGAGUAUUGAUUGUUCCCGUGAUAGCAAAGCCCAUCAAUAAUGUAUAUCGCAACUCCAUCAAACACUUGAAAUAUCUACAAGGACUCAAACUUGCUCACCCUGUUACCAUGGAUACCACAUUCGAUAUAUCACUAUUAAUUGGUGCUGAUUUUUACUGGCAGAUAGUUGGCGACAAAAUUAUUAGAGGUGAUGGACCCACUGCUGUAAGUUCCCGCAUUGGUUACUUCUUAUCCGGCCCACUUCAUGUAGAGAGUAGUUAUCCACCUUCCAAUGUUAUGGAAGUCAUAGCAACCCACGUAUCUGAAACGACAGACCUCACUCGAUUUUGGGAUAUAGAAUCAAUGGGUGUUUCAAAAGGAGACUGUGAAGAUACCGAUGCCUCUUCUUAUCUACAACAGUACCAGAAAUCGUGUAUUUCAUUCUCAGACGGAAAUUACACAGCGAAGUUGCCAUGGAAACAGAAUCAUCAACCCCUCCCUUCAAACUAUAACAUUACGAAGAAAAGAACAGAAUGUACAAUAAAACGCCUAAGUCAGAAGCCCCAAAUGUUGAUGAAAUAUAACGAUAUUAUACAGGAACAAGAAAAUAGAGGUUUCAUUGAAAGAGUAGACGAAAGUUCCAGAGCAAAACGCGUGCAUUAUAUACCACAUCAUGGAGUUGAAAAGAAUUCCACAACAACGCCCAUACGAAUAGUCUAUGACUGUAGUUGCCGCCAAUCAGAAAGAAGUCCAAGUUUAAACGAUUGCCUUGAAUCCACACCUCCAGAGCUGAAUGAUCUAACCACCCUUCUGUUAAGAUUUCGGCUUGGUAGAUAUGCAGUAUCAACUGACAUAGAGAAAGCCUUUCUACAUGUCGGUCUACACGAGGAUGACAGAGAUGCUACCAGAUUUCUAUGGUUAUCUGACCCUACAGAUCCCAAAAGCCAGCUUGUGACAUACAGAUUUCGAGUUGUCCUUUUUGGAGCCACAUGUUCCCCAUUUAUUCUCAACGCUACAUUACUAAAACACAUGACCCUGAAUGCAAGUAACCCUGCCGCUAAUAUAAUUACCAGAGACCUGUAUGUCGACAAUGUAAUUUCAAGUUUUCAACAAGAACAGGAUCUUCUUACCUAUUUCCGGUACGCACGUGCUCUCAUGUCCGAAGCAGGAUUCAAUCUGCGAUCGUGGACUUCAAACUCCAGUAAAUUAUGUGAACUCGCACUAGCUGAAAAAGUCUUGGACAAGGAUAAAGUUGUCAAGGUAUUAGGAAUGUUAUGGGACCCGGAUAAUGACGAGAUGUCGUUUGUACAGCGCACGAUAGUAAACUCUGAGAGAACAACCAAACGUUCUAUUCUCAAACAGACUUCAAAAUUAUAUGACCCUCUGGGAUUGCUUAGCCCAGUAACUGUACGCGCCAAAUUACUAGUUCAAGACCUAUGGAAGAAGAAAUUUGAUUGGGACACACCACUUCCGGUUGAUAUCAUUAACACCUGGGCUGAUUUGAGCAUCGACCUGAACAGCGUAAUUCAGACCAAGUUCCAGAGACCAUAUUUUCCCACCACUGAAAAUACAGCAAAUUCCGCCGAUUUUAAUUUACACGUGUUUGUUGAUGCAAGUGCACGUGCUUAUGGAGCUGUAGCGUAUCUUACUUCCGGUCAUACAUCUACCCUUGUAUUUGCAAAGAAUAGAGUCGCACCUGUCAAAGAGAUAACUUUACCCAGACUAGAACUGAUGGCAGCACUCAUCGGUGCACGUGUAACCCACCACGUGUCAAAUGUAUUCACGUGCAAGAAAAUCACAUGUUGGUCCGACAGUCAAAUAGUGUUAAGUUGGCUGAAAUCUACAAAAACACUUAAACGCUUCAUUUUGAACAGAGUCGAAGAAAUCAAGAAACUUACCCCCGAUAUUGAAUGGCGAUAUUGUCCAACAGAUCAAAAUCCCGCUGAUUUACAAACCAGAGGUCUAACUGCGACCCAGUUACAAUCAAGCACAUUAUGGAAAAAUGGACCUACUUGGUUAAGUCACAACAAUAAAUGGCCUACUUUGGAACAAACCAGGGCAAUCACUUUCACUACGUUUACGGAACAACAUUCAGAGGAAGAAAUUGUAUCUGACAAGAGAGGUAACUCUGGUUUACGUCAAAUUCUAGAGUUAAACAGAUAUAGCAGCUUUCACAAGUUAUUACGUGUUACGGCAUACGUUAUACGUUUCACUAAAAACUGUAGAGUGACGUAUAAUUAUCGCCAAAUUUGUCCAUUAUCUACAGAAGAGCUGAGAUUAGCAGAAGGAAAACUGAUUGAAACUUGCCAACAACAAUAUUUCCCAGACGUAAUUCAAGAUCUUAAAUCCCAGAAAAAACGCAGUCUAAUAAUUCGACAGCUAAGACUUUAUUUAGACAAGGACGGUUGUAUUCGUUGUGGCGGAAGAAUACAUAACGCACAGUUGCCAGAGACAACAAGAUUCCCGUUCCUUAUGUCCCCAAAGAGUCAUGUCACCAGAUUGAUAAUAGAAGACGCUCAUUACAAUCAGUUACAUGCAGGUGUCGCCCAUACUGUUACCCAUCUACGCCAGAAAUACUGGAUACCAUCAAUCAGACAGCACGUGAAAAGUGUUCUCCGAAGAUGUGUCAUUUGUAGAAAAGUUACAGGAAGACCCUAUACCGCCCCAGACCCCCCACCACUUCCGGUUUCCAGAGUAAUCAUCGAACCACCCUUCUCCGUAACAGGUGUCGAUUUCACAGGGGCCCUUUACAUUAAAGAAAAGAAAGUUCAGCAGAAGGUAUACAUAUGUCUAUUCACGUGUGCCAAAACCCGUGCUGUUCAUCUAGAAAUAGUUCCAGACCUUACAGAAGAAUCAUUUAUGUUAGCCUUCAGACGAUUCAUCAGCAGACGAUCAUUACCAAGACUUAUGAUAUCUGAUAAUGGUACCACUUUUCAUGCAGCAGCCAAUCAAAUCCGGCGACUCUAUAAUUCACAAAAUCUUCAUACUGCCCUUACACAAAGAGGAACACAUUGGCAGUUUAUUCCAAAAAGAGCACCUUGGUAUGGUGGAAUGUGGGAGCGACUAAUUGGUGUAAUGAAAACAGCGAUUAAGAAAGUUCUCGGCAAAGCUUCCAUUAAUUUGCAAACGCUGCAGACGAUAGUUACCGAAGUAGAGGCAAUGAUGAACGAUCGACCAAUUACCUACGUUUCAUCUGCUAGAGAUGAUCCAGAGCCUCUCACCCCUUCACACUUACUACAUGGACGCAGACUGACAACUCUACCAUUCUACGAUACUGUGGUAACCAACGAUACUCCCGGUUACCACAGCAAAGGUGACGAUGUUCGACAACGUGCUAAACGACGUGAGGAGUUAAUUAAUCACUAUUGGCACCGCUGGAAACACGAGUAUCUGACGUCAUUAAGAGAAUACCAACGGUCGAGUGGUACCACAAACCAGACUAUUCAGGUUGGUGACGUUGUUAUUGUCCAAGACGACUUUACACCCAGGCUACAGUGGAGCCUUGCGGUAGUUGAUGAACUUUUAACGGGAAAUGACGGGUUUUCGAGGGCCGCGAGGAUACGUACAUCCGGAGGGCUGACUACCCGACCGAUUAUCAAAUUGUACCCAUUGGAAAUUAUCCAGAAACCAGAUGAAUAG